CUUGCGUACGUGUUCGUUAAUAUUCUACACAUAGUGUUUAACAAUAAAGUAUCUCGUGUAUAUGUAUAUUUUAUUAUUUAUAAAAUUAUUACAAAAGAAUAAUAUUUUAAAGAAUAUUAUUCAUAUUUGUUAUUAGUGACGGCUGAUGUAUGCACUUAUUAAUAUGGAAAAGAAAAUUAUAUUCUCAAUUUUUCUAUUAAGUUUAAUAAUUAAAGAAGGGGAAAGUCUUCUAUGUUACAGAUGUAACAGUAAUCAUCCUGGGUGUGGCACUCCAUUAAAUUGGUUAUGGUAUUGGGGAGAAUCUUGUCCCGAGUACGACGAUAAAUGUGUUAAAAUAAUUGAGAGAAAAGGAGCUGAGACCGUUAUUACAAGAGAAUGCUUGAGUUCUGUACGUAGUUUUAGAACAGAUAUGCCAGCAGAUCGUUAUGAAGGGUGUCGCCCUGCUGCAAAAGAUCUUCGUUUAGGACAUUAUGUAAAUAAUAGUAUUCAUCAAUUAGAUAUCCAUAGAGAUUAUUAUGACGAAGUAACAUGGUGUUUCUGUUAUUUUGAUAAUAGAUGCAAUAGUGCUAGUAGUUAUAAUAUAUCCAUCCUAUUGCUAGCAGUAUCUAGUAUUAUAGGAUAUUUUGCAACAUAACAAUGUUAUGAAUCAAACUUCAUAGAUCAUUCAUAUAUGACUGGAGCAAGGUUAUAAAAUUCUUUUUCAAUUAAUUUUUUAGUUCUGUUUUCAGACAUUAAGAUCUCAAUACAUUUAGUUUGGCAAAUAUAAUAUGCUCAUUUUUAUAUAAAAUUAUUAAUUUGUAGUUUUAAACAGAUUAUUUAUAGAACAAUGUAAUUGAGAUGUUUUUAUAUGUGUCAUGUGGAAAAUAUUGUGUAAAUUUUUAUUGCUAAGUAUGACAACACAAAGAUACCAAUUUAAAAGUACAACAAAAUAAUUGAUAGAGGUUAGUUAAAGACAUAUACAAGUUUAGAAGUAUUUUAAAUCUAAUUACAUAGAAAUGUAUUCACUCAUUUAAUCCGUCCAAAAAUUUAGUAUAAAAAUCUAUCAUCACUUUUAUAUUUUAAACGAUUUUUAUAAACAUUAAGUUAUUAAAUUUUAUGUUUAUUGUAUAAGUAUGAUAGUUUUAUAGCAUUGUUAAUAAUAAUAUACGCAACAGUAAUGUUAUUGAACUAUUUUUAGAACAACAAGAAUGUUUAAUUAUGCAUAAAUUUAUCUUAUUUUCACAUAAAAAAUUAAUACUACUUACAUAUAAUUUU
Vespula pensylvanica (western yellowjacket) is the source of this 1254-nucleotide messenger RNA. RefSeq lists its product as uncharacterized. Gene Ontology annotation, biological process: positive regulation of voltage-gated potassium channel activity; sleep; regulation of synaptic transmission, cholinergic. The transcript has 3 exons. The record is from RefSeq and is a predicted model, not a curated record. Bases 146 to 634 code for a protein of 162 amino acids. NCBI's taxonomy places the organism in Eukaryota, Metazoa, Arthropoda, Insecta, Hymenoptera, Vespidae.